UGGAGCUGAAGGUGAGUGCGGGGUAUCGCGUGCAGCCGGGACUCGAACAUGUGGAAGCUGAUGCAGCUGGCGGUCCGCCGGGCGGGGAGGAGCGGGGCUCGUUUUGCUGACCGCCGUGUCCCUGCUGCGGGCCGUGCGGGGCCAGUGCCUGGCUCAGAGGCCGCGGCAGCUCGGGCUUUGAACCGGCAACUCUGCAGCGGAGCCGGGAGGAAGAUCCAGACCUUCACGGUGGACCCGGACCUGGAGGAGCAGUUCGUGUUCGAGGACUGCUCAGAUCCGGAGGAGAAAGACCUCUAUGAGCUGAGCCUCUCUGCUGGACCUGGACCUGCUCCUGGACCUGCUCCUGCUCCUGCUCCUGGACCUGCUCCUGGACCUGCUCCUGGACCUGCUCCUGGACCUGCUCCUGCUCCUGGACCUGCUCCUGGACCUGCUCCUGCUCCUGGACCUGCUCCUGGACCUGCUCCUGGACCUGCUCCUGGACCUGGACCUGCUCGGACACCCCUGAGGUCUCUGGAGCGCCAGCUGCAGGCGUUGAUGGGCGUGGCCCAGCAGGAGGCGGAGCCGGACUCGUUGAUCCAGUUCCAGGACGUGGGCUUCCCUCUGGAGGCCGUCACGGCGUCGCAGAAGAAGAAGAAGAAGAAGAAUCCUCCGGCGGCCCGCGGCGAGCACAAAGUGUUCGGCAGCCCCGACGCGGACGAGCCGGCGAGCGGCACCGGCUGCUCGGGCUGCGGCGCCCUGCUGCACUGCACCGCCGCCGCCGUGCCGGGCUACCUGCCCAGCGAGAAGUACAAGGUGCUGCUGCGGGAGGGGCAGCUAGGGGGCGCCACCUGCCAGCGCUGCCACCUGCUGACGCACCACCGCAAGAGCCUGAGCCUCGCCAUGAGCGCGGAGCAGUACCGGGCCGUGGUGAGCCGGAUCCGGCCCCUCGAGGCCCUGGUGCUGCUCGUCGUGGACCUGCUGGACGUCCCCGACUCCGUGCUGCCCGACCUCGCCGAGCUGGUGGGCGCCAACAAGCGCGUGGUCGUCCUCGGCAACAAGAUCGACCUGCUGCCCGGCGACUCGCCCGACUACCUGCAGCGAAUCAAGGGGCGGCUCGCCGGGUACUGCCGGGACGCCGGCUUCGGGGACCAGGUGACCGACGUGCACCUCAUCAGCGCCAAGACCGGCUACGGCGUGGAGGCGCUGGUGUCCAGCCUGCAGCGCGGCCGGCGCCACAAGGGGGACGUCUACCUGGUGGGCCGCGCCAACGCCGGCAAGUCCACGCUCUUCAACGCGCUGCUGGAGUCCGACUACUGCAAGUCCAGGGCCACGGACCUCGUGCACAAGGCCACCAUCUCGCCCUGGCCCGGGACCACUCUGAACCUGCUGAAGUUCCCCAUCAUCAACCCGACCCCCUCCAGGAUGCUCCGGCGGGCCGCGCGGCUGAAGGAGGCGUCGGGACAGACGGACAGAGAGCUGCCGGAGGACGAGCUGAGGCUCCUGAGACGCCUCAGCAGGAGGGGCUACCUCGUGGCGACCUCUGAAGCCUCCUCCUCGGAGCUGAAGGGUUAUGUCUGA
Molecule: messenger RNA, 1557 nt
Organism: Pseudoliparis swirei
Lineage: Eukaryota; Metazoa; Chordata; Actinopteri; Perciformes; Liparidae
Product: nitric oxide-associated protein 1-like
Exons: 4
Coding region: 49-1557 (502 amino acids)
Molecular function (GO): GTP binding
Source: RefSeq, a predicted model, not a curated record